Molecule: messenger RNA, 1775 nt
Organism: Puccinia graminis f. sp. tritici CRL 75-36-700-3
Lineage: Eukaryota; Fungi; Basidiomycota; Pucciniomycetes; Pucciniales; Pucciniaceae
Exons: 3
Coding region: 94-816 (240 amino acids)
Source: RefSeq, a predicted model, not a curated record
GUGUGAGUUGAAGAACCCAACACAUUUUCGCAUGUUCAUCUCGACGCGGCUACAUCCAACCUUGAACCAGCUCGCCGCCCGAGAAUCCCGUAGAUGAAACCGAGCCGUGCGUCGAAGGUGGACCGGUGGCCGAAUCUCCCGUCGAGAAUGGCUCCGAGGACAUACAUGGCUUCCUUCUCGACUUGUGCCUUCUGUCGCCAGGAAAACCAUUACAGGACCCUUGGCCUAAAACAGGGAGCGACGGCCCGAGAGAUCAAAUCAAAUUUCUAUGAGCUUUCCAGGACGCACCACCCGGACAUGAAUCCCAACGGGGCCACCUCAGCAGACCGGUUCAAAAAGAUAUCUGAGGCAUACAGCGUCCUGUCAGAUCCAGCGCAGCGGAAGCGGUAUGAUCAGACCCUGACGCCCUCGGGCGUAGCAGGUGCGAGUGAUCCAGGGAUGACCUACGCGGGAAUGGGGUCGGACUAUGGGUCGCGGAAUGCGGAGCGCCGGGCGAGUGCGAACUAUGCAUGGUCGACCCGGGGUUCCCGGGCAGGCCCGAGGAGCGAGCUCCGUGGCCGACGGGACCCGCUCAAAUCGGCCCAGCAGCCCGGCGACUUCUCUGCAACCCUCGAUCGCUUCGAGCGUCUGGCCCGGCGCCGAAAACCCUCCUCCUCCUCCUCCGCCUCCUCCCGUCCUGAUGAACCCUGGCUAGACCCAUUCCACACGCCUUCCCCAACACAACCCAGGCGUAAAGUCUCCCCCGCUCAACAAGCUGCCCAGAUGGCUCUCAUGCUCUCCUUAAUCUUCUGGGUCGGCAGCAAACUUCAACUUUAAAUCUCUCCGCUCCUCCUACUCCUGUACUCAAUACGGCCCAUGAUGACAAUCAUCCCAUUGUAAAACAAUCGAUUUACAUACAUUGCCAACUUGCUGGAUGAUCUUUAUAUAUUCAGGUUCUGGAAUCUUCUUUCAGCAAGCUUAAUAUCAUUGAAAAAUUAAACCAACCAGCAUUCAGUAGCUGAUCCCCUUUUCUUAAUUAAACAAAGACCAAAAUUGACCCAUGAAUUAUUGCAUGUAAUGACCCUGCUAAGAGAGAGAGAAAGAGGGGAAGAGAAGACGAAUAGCUAAAAGCGGAGAGCUAUGGGAAGCAGAGUUUUCGAUGGGUCCGAUGUUCUAACAAAGUAGCUGAAAAGCCAGUAUUAGUAACCUUUGAUGGAGGUGAAAGAAUCUAAUGAACAGGAAAACUUAUAGGGAGGCUUUAGCGUCUGUAGUAGACAUGAAUACCAGAACCAAUAGUAUUGUUACAUCUGAUCAGACUGCUAAUUAGAGACUCAAACCAACCACCCCCGAAGUUGCAAGAACAGAGUUAACAUCAAUAAUGAAUGAAGAAAGCAAGAUGCAAAGAAGUGUCCACAAGAAUAGGAAUCAAAAAGUAACCAUAAGAUUUGGGAAUCAUUGUAAUUAAUAAUGGGAAGUAAUGGUGAUCAUGGGAGAUAGCCGCCAUCACAGGGAAUGCAAUUAAUGGGCCAAUAGAACAAUAAUGAUAAUGAAUGAAUGAAUGAAUGAAAGCUUGUGUUGUGGAAGAGAACCCAAAAGCUCCUACAUUGUUAUAGAUAGACAUUAAUCAUUUACAUAAGAUUGAUAGCACUCAUCACAGUUGAUGUUCAUGAGCAUGUUGAGUUCACUGAAAUGUGAUGAGCAUGUUGCAACUGGAGAGAAAUCAAGGGUCAAGGCUCAGUCCAAUCUGGUCCAUCUGUGAUCCAGAUACAAACAGAUUUCAAGUGUAGGUGAGUUAG